AAAAAUCUCUUAUCUUCUUCCCCAUCUCUCGUUCUCUUAUAUGUGAUACUCCUUGUCGGUAAUUUCUCCAAUUUUCUUCAAUCCAAACAAGCUUCAAUUGCUUCAUCUAUAAGCUUUCUUUCACUUCCCCUCUUUUUUUUUUUCUUUUUUUUCUUUUCUUCCGAUCAUUCGAUCGCAAGCUUUAUUCGAUUCAGAUCUUUGAGGAUUUUGCGUUAAUUUCAUACUCAUCGUCAAUCGCUUUCCUUCAGGAAAUUAAUUUAUCGGAAUCGGAUUCGGGAAUCCGUGAAAAUUUAUGCAGCAUCGGUGAGACAAAAGCUCCGGAAAACGGAAGGGUGAGAAAGCUUUGAUCGGUGAUUAAAGACUUCUGACCGUCGAUCUUUGUUUUUGAAAGAUUUUGGAGAAGGUACGAUGGUUUCUUUGCAAGGGCCAGUAAUUUGCCCCACUGUUCGCGCAAAGCAAUCGGGGUAUGACACUGUGCCAGUGGUAGGCCCUUUGGUGAAGGCUAGGCUUCUUAGAAGUGAAUUAUGUAGAUUCAGAGGGGUCAGCGGUUGCAUCACAAAGGCGGGUUUUGUUUCUCGCCCUCAAAAUGCACGAAAAUGCACAAGAGUGCAUUGUACUUUCAGUUCUUCAUCAAAUGGUAAUGGAAGUAUGGCCGAGAAUUUCAAUGAAAAUGAUGAAGAUUAUGUCAACUCCAGUGUACUUGAAGCCGUUGAGGUGAAGAGUGGAAUUGAUGGAUUCAUGAUCAAAAUGAGGGAUGGUAGGCACAUGAGGUGUGUCCAUAACAACCCUCAGGGGGGCCAUCUUCCCGAUUAUGCUCCACAUCCUGCAAUUGUGUUGAAGAUGGAAGAUGGGACUGGUCUUCUUCUCCCAAUAAUUGUUUUGGAGAUGCCCAGUGUGUUGCUCAUGGCAGCAGUGCGCAAUGUUCCAAUUGCUAGGCCAACUAUGUAUCAAGUGGUCAGGGAGAUGAUUGACAAGAUGGGUUAUGAGGUCCGACUUGUCAGAGUCACCAAGAGAGUACAUGAGGCAUAUUUUGCUCAGUUAUACCUCAGAAAGGCUGGUAGUGAGACAGAGUGUGUCAGCUUCGACCUUAGGCCUUCAGAUGCCAUCAACAUUGCUGUAAGAUGCAAGGUUCCCAUACAAGUCAACAAGUACCUGGCAUAUAGUGAUGGAAUGAGAGUUAUCGAAUCUGGAAAGCUCUCAAGUCAUGGCCCUGCUUCAGAUGGUUUAUUAUUUACUGAGCUGGAUCGGCCGAGUGGUCAACCAUGUGUUGAAACAAAGGAGUUUAAUCUUGUGCGCAACAUGUUAAUUGCUGCAGUUGAGGAACGCUAUAGAGAUGCUGCUCAGUGGAGGGACAAACUCCUCCAACUUCGUGCUAGAAGGAAUUUGGCGUAACGGCUUCUGUUCCUAGAGGUUUAAAAAUUGUACAUAGACACCAUUCUUCGAAGUUGAUAAGCUCGCCAACAGCAGUCAUUCACCGUGGAUCCCUGCUCUGCCCCUUUUAUAUAUAAUGUAAAAAGUCUGUGAAUAUAAUAUGAUAUAUAUGUAUGUAUAGUAUUGAUAAACUUUAUUGGAAAUGUAAUGGCACUUGUCAGUUUUCUGCUAAUUAUUCGGUUACUUAA
Molecule: messenger RNA, 1619 nt
Organism: Prunus dulcis (almond)
Lineage: Eukaryota; Viridiplantae; Streptophyta; Magnoliopsida; Rosales; Rosaceae
Product: bifunctional nuclease 1-like
Exons: 11
Coding region: 409-1392 (327 amino acids)
Biological process (GO): protein ubiquitination
Cellular component (GO): VCB complex; nucleus
Molecular function (GO): nuclease activity
Source: RefSeq, a predicted model, not a curated record